This is a messenger RNA of Bombyx mori (domestic silkworm), 923 nucleotides long. RefSeq names its product cell cycle checkpoint protein RAD1 (gene Rad1). Gene Ontology annotation, cellular component: checkpoint clamp complex; nucleus. Lineage: Eukaryota; Metazoa; Arthropoda; Insecta; Lepidoptera; Bombycidae. Gene Ontology annotation, biological process: DNA damage checkpoint signaling; DNA repair. Gene Ontology annotation, molecular function: 3'-5' exonuclease activity. Bases 50 to 862 code for a protein of 270 amino acids. The transcript is spliced from 6 exons. The record is from RefSeq and is a predicted model, not a curated record.
GAUCAAUACCUGAUGUUAUUGAAGUCCAUGUUUGACCUGACAGAAGAAAAUGGCUGAAGAUUCAUCUCAAUACCAUUUCACGGCUAGCAUGGACUCCGGAAAGACUCUGUGUAGUUUAUUAAAAGCAAUACAGUUUCAAGAGUCAGCAGUGUUCUGUGCUCUACCUGAAGGUUUGAAGUUAACAGUGGAGGAAGGCAAGUGUGUUCAAGCCUCAGCUUAUAUACCGGCUGACAACUUCACAGAAUACCAUGUUAGGGAUGAUGUAGAUGUCAUAUUUAAGAUCAGCUUAGCAGUUUUAGCAGAAUGCUUAAACAUAUUUGGCUCGGGUGAAGAGGCCAGCUUGAAAAUGUAUUACAAAUGUGAAGGAUCCCCGCUGUUACUUGUCUUACAGCCUCAGUCGUUUCGUAACGUCAUGACGGACUGCGAGAUAUGGAGCCAGACCCCAGAUUCGAUGCUGGAGCUUCGCAGUCCCGAGGAGACGGACGUGGCGAAGCUCGUGGUCCGCGCCGGAGCCCUACUCGCAGUACUGGGGGACGUCGAGAGGAGUGCCGAUGUCUUGGAGUUGAGGUUGCAGCCUGAACCGCCACACUUCACCAUCGUUACGUACGGAAUGCAGGAUCGAUCCUGUAUCGAAGUGCCUGAGUGCUCGGACACACUGCAGAGCUUCAGCUGUGAACGAGAACUGACCCUCAAAUAUCAACUCCACCACCUCAGGCUCUGCAUGAAAGCUCUAGCUAUUUCAAAUAAGGUCGUAUUAAGAUGCAGCUCCACGGGCCUGUUAUUGCUUCAGCUGAAGUUAGAAAGGGACGACAACAAACACAUGUUCUCUGAAUUCUAUAUAGUGCCUCUACUUGACGACUGAUGUGAAUUAUAUUGAAAAGGAAACUCCUGUUAUUUUGUUAAUAAAGAAUAUUUAAUAUUUU